GAGUGAGAGGCAGAGAGAUAAAGAGGGGGGAAAGGUAAUAGAAAGAGAGAACGUUUAUAAACUGGGAUAUUUGUUUAUAUAUAUUUUCUAUGUGUGAAGUUGUGUUUGGAGUUGAUAGAGGCUAAUAUUAAUGGUGUAUAUCUAAAAUAACAACAACAAUAACAACACUGGCAUUGGUUGGACAAUUACAACAUCAACAUCGACUUCUAUAGUCGCAAGAACAACAAUAACAAUUGUAUUAACGACGAGGAUUUCAAACGUUUGAAAAAGAAAACAAAUGAACUUGUUUGUAACAAGAGCUGAUCGAGGUUAGAUCUAGUGGUUCAGGGUUCACUUGGGGCAGCAGUAGCAACAACAACAUCGACAAUAAUAUCCAUCAUAUAACAACAGUAAUACAGAAUCCGCUGGUUCGACAUUCAUUUUGGAAGCAAAAUAACAACGCGAAACUCUUUUUUUAAAGAGCCAUCGUCUCUAACAACAACAACAUCAUCAACAAUGAGGUCACGACAAGCCAUUUCGUCACUGGCUUUGCUCCAGCUGGUAGCUCUGACCACCGUGGCCGCCACCUGGACAGCGGUCAAUUCUCAGGUUGCGUACGACUAUGCCUAUGUGACAUUCGAAGGAGGCGAUUACAAAAUCCAUGAAGGCCAGCCCAAUCCCAAUGACAAAUGGGUUGCUAAGGGGCGGUUCAACAACAAAAUCAAUGAAACAGGGUGGUCCUACCUGUGGGUUGAAACCAACCCCAAAGGAAACAACGACUCGACGCAGGCCUACGCUGCCGGCCUCGUCGAAGGUAACCUCACCUCUCCCCUGAUUCGUUUGAGCGGCAAGAAUUCCUGGGAAGGACAAUGUCAGAAUUUAUCCUCCACUUAUUGCUCCAAGAUGACCAAAUUCUUGAUAAGGAAUCUAAUUUGGAUGAAAGAGAUGAUCCAGGAGAAAGCCAAGACGAAUCCAUUUUGGCACAUG
Molecule: messenger RNA, 966 nt
Organism: Octopus bimaculoides (California two-spot octopus)
Lineage: Eukaryota; Metazoa; Mollusca; Cephalopoda; Octopoda; Octopodidae
Product: putative aminopeptidase PLBD2
Biological process (GO): phospholipid catabolic process
Cellular component (GO): extracellular region
Molecular function (GO): glycerophospholipase activity
Source: RefSeq, a predicted model, not a curated record